AUGUUUUUACAGGACAAAAAGCAGCCCGGCGAGGUCGACCUCGUCACCCGCAUGCAGGUGGAUGAGUCCGUCGUGGGAACAACCGAGAUCGAUGAGUCUCUCUAUAGCCGACAGCUCUACGUGCUUGGUCACGAGGCCAUGAAGCGCAUGAGCGCCUCGAACGUGUUGAUUGUUGGCCUUAAGGGCCUCGGUGUCGAGAUCGCAAAAAACAUCGCUCUUGCCGGUGUCAAGAGCCUUACCCUCCACGACCCGGCGCCGGCCGCCAUCGCGGAUCUUUCCUCCCAGUUCUUCCUCCGCGCCGAGGAUGUAGGCAAGCCGCGCGACCGGACCACUGCCCCCCGGGUUGCCGAGUUGAACGCUUACACCCCCGUGCGCGUCCACGAGUCAGCAAGCCUCGACGAAAACCUCGCCCAGUUUGAUCAAUUUCAAGUUGUUGUCCUCACAAAUACCCCUCUCCACACCCAGAAAACGGUUGGCGACUAUUGCCACCAGAAGGGCAUCUAUUUUGUGGUGGCAGACACUUUCGGUCUUUUUGGCUCUGUGUUUUGCGAUUUCGGCGAGAACUUCACCAUCAUCGACCCGACUGGCGAGAACCCUUUGAACGGUAUCGUGGCCGGGAUCGACGACACAGGACUGGUUUCAGCCCUCGACGAAACACGGCACGGGCUGGAAGAUGGCGACUACGUCACAUUCACAGAAGUUGAGGGGAUGGAGGGACUUAACGGUUGCGAGCCGCGGAAGGUGACAGUCAAGGGGCCCUACACAUUCUCGAUCGGUGAUGUGUCCGGUCUUGGCCAAUACAAGAGGGGUGGUCUCUAUCAACAAGUCAAGAUGCCCAAGUUUGUGGACUUCAAGGGCAUUACUGAAGCGUUGAAAGACCCCGAGUUUGUCAUCUCCGAUUUCGCCAAGUUCGACCGACCUCAGCAGUUGCAUAUUGGUAUCCAAGCGCUGCACGCUUUCGCUCAAACCCACGGGCGUCUCCCGCGGCCUCUGAAUGACGAGGAUGCGACCGUCAUCUUCCACUCGGCGAAGGGUUUUGCGCAGUCGGAGGGUAUCGAGGUGGAGUUCGAUGAGAAGCUACUCAAGGAGCUCAGUUACCAGGCAACGGGCGAUCUCAGCCCGAUGGCGGCACUCUUUGGUGGCCUCACUGCCCAGGAGGUGCUCAAGGCCGUAUCGGGCAAGUUCCAUCCCGUCAAGCAGUUCCUGUACUUCGACUCUCUGGAGUCCCUCCCGGCCGGGUCUACCCGAUCUGAGGAGCUCUGCAAGCCCAGUGGUUCCCGUUACGAUGGCCAAAUCGCUGUUUUUGGUCGCGAGUUCCAGGACAAGAUUGCAAACAUCAACCAAUUCCUUGUCGGUGCUGGGGCCAUUGGCUGUGAAAUGCUCAAGAACUGGGCGAUGAUUGGCCUCGGAACCGGCGAAAAGGGCAAAAUCACAGUGACCGACAUGGACUCGAUUGAAAAGAGCAACCUGAACAGGCAGUUCCUAUUCCGACCCAAGGAUGUCGGCCAGAUGAAGAGCGAGUGCGCUGCUAGAGCCGCACAGGUCAUGAAUCCCGAACUUGAAGGCCACAUCGUCACGCUGAAGGAUCGCGUCGGCGCCGAUACGGAGCAUAUCUUCAACGAGGACUUUUGGAAUGGGUUGGAUGGUGUCACCAAUGCGCUAGACAACGUCGAGGCGAGGACGUACGUGGAUCGGCGUUGUGUCUUCUUCCACAAGCCAUUGCUGGAAAGUGGUACUUUGGGCACGAAGGGCAACACGCAAGUGGUCCUCCCCUUGCUUACGGAGUCCUACUCCUCGUCGCAGGACCCUCCGGAGCAGUCGUUCCCCAUGUGCACGCUGCGGAGUUUCCCCAACAGGAUCGAGCACACCAUUGCGUGGGCCCGUGAGCUAUUUGAGACCUCAUUCGUGAAGCCGGCCGAGACGGCAAAUCUCUACCUCACACAACCUAACUACUUGGAGACGACGCUGAAGCAGGGCGGAAACGAGAAGGCGACGCUUGAGACGCUUGUCGACUACCUUAAGAACGAGCGGGCUCUCACGUUUGAGGACUGCGUUCAGUGGGCUCGCACGCUGUUUGAGAAGCAGUACAACAACGCGAUCCAGCAACUGCUUUACAAUUUCCCCAAAGAUUCCACCUCCUCAACGGGCACCCCGUUCUGGUCGGGACCGAAGCGGGCCCCCGACCCGCUCAAGUUCGAUGCUGGGAACAAGACACACUUUUCGUUCGUCGAGGCGGCAACGAAUCUACACGCCUUCAACUACAACAUCAACCUCAAGGGCAAGACGAGGCAAGACUACAUCCAGGCCCUGGAUUCGAUGAUCAUUCCGGAUUUCUCGCCAGACGCCAGUGUCAAGAUCCAGGCGGAUGACAAAGACCCGGACCCGAACGCUGGUGCUGCGGCCUUUGAUGAUGAGUCCGAACUUAGGAACCUUGUCAACAGCCUGCCGGAUCCUAAGACACUGGCUGGCUUCAAGUUGACGCCGGUGGAUUUUGAGAAGGACGAUGACACCAACUACCAUAUCGACUUCAUCACAGCCGCAAGCAACCUGCGCGCCGAGAACUACAAGAUUGAGCAAGCGGACCGACACAAAACGAAAUUCAUUGCCGGAAAGAUUAUCCCGGCGAUUGCGACGACCACCGCGCUCGUGACGGGCCUGGUCGUUUUAGAGCUGUUCAAGAUCAUCGACGGGAAGACCGACAUUGAACAGUUCAAGAACGGAUUCAUCAACCUAGCGCUACCCUUCUUCGGUUUCAGCGAGCCCAUCGCCAGCCCCAAGGUGGAGUAUGAAGGGCCCAACGGCAAGGUGACGCUGGAUAAGAUUUGGGAUCGGUUUGAGAUCGGAAACGUCACGCUGCAAGAACUGAUCGACGACUUUGAGAAGCGUGGGUUGACAAUUGCCAUGCUGAGCUCUGGUGUCAGCCUCUUGUUCGCAUCCUUCUUCCCUCCGGCAAAGCAAAAGGACAAGUUUGGCAUGAAGCUCAGCGAGCUGGUGGAGGCGGUCACGAAGAAGCCAAUCCCUCCGCACUUGACGGAGCUCAUUUUUGAGGUGGUCACGGAGGAUGCCAAAGGCGAAGACGUGGAGGUGCCGUACAUCAAGGCCAAGAUCCGUGAGCACGAUAUGAUCCGCUUGAUCGGCCAUGUCUCCUGUUUCCCUAGCUUAUUGGUCCCUUACUCAUCAACCGCUAGGGAGGCUACCAAGGAUAACGCUUCUGGCACCAAAAUCACCGACUGGGUCCUGCCUAGUGAUAAGUCUGGCGAGUUCAAGCGCCAGCAGAGCUCAUUCCGUAACUGGAUUUCACGCGAAGCCGGGGCCGAAUUCCCGCCGGAGAAGGGCAGGUAUCACCUGUUUGUGAGCUUUGCUUGCCCGUGGGCUACCCGGACGUUGAUUGCGCGCAAGCUCAAGGGUCUGGAGGAUGUCAUCUCCUUCUCCGCCGUGCAUUGGCAUAUGUCUUCCAAGGGCUGGCGCUUCCCCACGGCUGAAGACACCGAUGCUGCGGGUGAGAAUGUGAUCCCGGAUCCGCUCGAGGGCCAUGAGAGCUUCACCCACCUGCGUGACGUCUACUUCCAGGUGAACCCCUCGUAUGAGGGCCGCUUCACCGUGCCCGUGCUGUACGAUAAAAAGACUAAGACUAUUGUCAACAACGAGAGCAGUGAGAUUCUGCGCAUGUUUGGUACUGAGUUCAACGACCUCAUCGACGAAAAGUACCGCCAAAUUGAGUUCUACCCAGAGGCCCUUCGCAAGCAGAUCGACGAGACGCACGAGUGGCAGUACGACAAGAUCAACAACGGCGUGUACAAGUCUGGGUUUGCUACGACCCAGGAGGCAUAUGAGCGUAAUGUAACUGCUCUGUUCGAAGCGCUGGAUCAUGCCGAGGAGCAUUUGAAGAAGACGGCCCACGAGGGCCCGUUCUGGUUUGGCCAGACUAUUACGGAGGUGGAUAUUCGCUUCCCUCAGCUAACUUUCCCACAGCCCGUCUACGUCCAACACUUCAAGUGCAACAUCCGCGACAUCCGCUCCGGCUACCCAGCCAUCCACCAUUGGCUGCGGCACCUGUACUGGAACAUCCCGGCCUUCCACGACACCAACAACUUCCUGCACAUCAAGAACCACUACACCAAGUCGCACACCCAGAUCAACCCGUAUUCCAUCACCCCUCUCGGACCGCUCCCGGAUAUCUUGCCGCUGGACGAGGAAGUGCGUGCGGUGGCUCAAAAGUAG
Dichotomopilus funicola is the source of this 4221-nucleotide messenger RNA. RefSeq names its product ubiquitin-activating enzyme E1. The record is from RefSeq and is a predicted model, not a curated record. Gene Ontology annotation, cellular component: cytoplasm; nucleus. Gene Ontology annotation, biological process: ubiquitin-dependent protein catabolic process; protein ubiquitination; DNA damage response. Bases 1 to 4221 code for a protein of 1406 amino acids. The transcript has 9 exons. Gene Ontology annotation, molecular function: ubiquitin activating enzyme activity; glutathione transferase activity. NCBI's taxonomy places the organism in Eukaryota, Fungi, Ascomycota, Sordariomycetes, Sordariales, Chaetomiaceae.